Messenger RNA from Pseudoliparis swirei, 1385 nucleotides. RefSeq names its product inhibin subunit beta Aa (gene inhbaa). Gene Ontology annotation, biological process: BMP signaling pathway; SMAD protein signal transduction. Gene Ontology annotation, molecular function: hormone activity; cytokine activity; growth factor activity. Bases 93 to 1385 code for a protein of 430 amino acids. NCBI's taxonomy places the organism in Eukaryota, Metazoa, Chordata, Actinopteri, Perciformes, Liparidae. The record is from RefSeq and is a predicted model, not a curated record. Gene Ontology annotation, cellular component: extracellular region. The transcript has 2 exons.
GGAGACUGAAUUAUCUUCAAAGACUUGUAGACCUUCAUCUGCUCUUCAUCGGCAGCGUCGGCCCGGCAGCCAAUCAGGAGGCUCCUGUCAGCAUGUCCGCCCCGGCCCUGCUCAGCCGGACCCUGCUGGUCCAGGUCCUGGUCCUGGUCCAGGUCCUGGUCCUGGUCCAGGUCCAGACCUGCGGCGCAUCCUCGCCCCCUCUGCCGCUCUCUCUGGCCGUGCGUCCGGACGCCUCCUCCGGCUCCCACUGCGCCUCCUGCGCCCUGGCCCAGAUGAGGAGGAGCGAGGAGGAGGCGCAGCAGGAGGUGGUGGAGGCCGUGAAGAGGCACAUCCUCACCGCGCUGCACCUCCUGCGGAGGCCCAACGUCACGCGGCCCGUGCCGCGCGCCGCGCUCCUCAACGCGCUGCGCAAGCUGCACGUGGGCCGCGUGGCCGAGGACGGCAGCGUGCACAUCGAGGGGGGGGAGGAGGCGCGGGGAGGAGGAGGAGGAGGAGGAAGAGGAGGAAGAGGAGGAGGAAGAGGAGCGGCGGAGCGCAUGGGAGAUUCACAGGAGACCACCGAGAUCAUCACCUUCGCUGAGGCUGGUGCGUCUCCGGGCCUGGUGGACUUCGUGGUGUCCAGAGAGCGUGGCGGCGUGUCCGUGGUGGAGCAGGCCGCCGUGUGGCUGUUCCUCCGCCUGCCGAAGACCAACCGCAGCCGCACCAAGGUCACCAUCCGCCUGCUGCAGCAGCGCCGGCCGGCCGCCGGGCGCCCGUGCGCGGCGCCGGACGGCGUGCCGCUGGCGGAGAAGGCCGUGGACACGCGGCGCAGCGGCUGGCACACCUUCCCGGUGUCGGCGGCGGUACAGGCGCUGCUGGAGGACGGCGGCGGCGCCGCGCUGAGCCUCCGGGCCUCCUGCCCGCUCUGCGCCGCCGCCGGUGCCGCUCUCGUGCUGGUCUCCGCCGGCGCCGGCCAGCGGGACCAGUCCCACCGGCCCUUCCUCAUGGCCGUGGUGCGGCGGGGCGGCGCCGGCUCGCCGCGGCGCCAGAAGCGCGGCCUGGAGUGCGAUGGGAAGGCGCGCGUCUGCUGCAAGCGCCAGUUCUACGUCAACUUCAAGGACAUCGGCUGGAACGACUGGAUCAUCGCGCCGCCCGGCUACCACGCCAACUACUGCGAGGGCGACUGCCCCGCCCACCUGACGAGCGUCGCCGGCUCCUCGCUGUCCUUCCACUCCACCGUCAUCGGCCACUACCGGCUGCGCGGCUACAGCCCCUUCCAGAGCCUCCGGUCCUGCUGCGUGCCCAGCAGCCUCCGGGCCAUGUCCAUGCUGUACUACGACGAGGAGCAGCAGAUCAUCAAGAAGGACAUCCACGACAUGGUGGUGGAGGAGUGCGGCUGCUCGUAG